Cladophialophora carrionii CBS 160.54 is the source of this 1323-nucleotide messenger RNA. RefSeq lists its product as uncharacterized. The record is from RefSeq and is a predicted model, not a curated record. The coding region runs from base 1 to 1323 and encodes 440 amino acids. Gene Ontology annotation, molecular function: DNA binding; zinc ion binding. The transcript is spliced from 5 exons. NCBI's taxonomy places the organism in Eukaryota, Fungi, Ascomycota, Eurotiomycetes, Chaetothyriales, Herpotrichiellaceae.
AUGUCGGAACCUACGUAUCGUUUUGAACUCGCCAAGCAGGGCCGUGCGCUUUGCCAGAACAGUGCAUGCAAGCAUGCAGGCGUCAAGAUCGGGAAAGGAGAAUUCCGCAUGGGUACGCUCGCUGUAAUCGACGGAAACUCGUCCUGGAGGUGGAAGCAUUGGGGAUGCGUUACGCCUCUUCAGAUUGGUAACCUGCAAACCCAAGUGGGUCCACUUGAGGACCUGGACCUUGACGACGAUCUACCACGCAUCAUCGACGGCUAUGAGGAGAUCGACGACGAGGCACGCGAGAAGAUCAAAUUUGCCCUGCACAAUGGUCAUGUUCCGGACGAAGAUUGGAAGGGUGAACCAGAGUUGAAUCGACCAGGCAAGAAAGGUAUCAACAAGCGAACUCCGAAAAAGAAACCCGUUGAGGAGGAUGGAGACCCUAUUGACGAGAAAGGGGAGACGCCCUCGAAGCCGAAGCCAAAGGGAGGGCGCGGCAAGAAAGCCAAGGCUGAGUCGGGAGUUGAAGCUGACGUGCCAGCGCCAGCGCCGAAGAGAAAGGCCGCUGGAAAACGUAAUGUCAAAGUUGAGGAAGAGGAUGACGCUGAUGAAAACCCUCCUCCAACAAAAAGAGUCAGAAAACGAAAGGCCGCGGUCAAAGAGGAAGACGAGGAGGACCGAGUGGCAGAAGAGAAGCUCGCGAAGAAACCAAGAGCUCAAAAGGUCAAAGUGGAGAAUGAGGAAGAGACAACCACGGCACCUGCUAAGAGAUCGCGGGCCAAGAAACCCAAGGUCGAGGAGCACGAUGACGAAGAUAUGCCAGACGCACUUCAGCCUGAACCAGCAAAGCGCGAGCGGGUCCGCAAGGGAAAGAACGUGUCCGCAAAUCCUGAAGGAGGCAAGAAUGAAGUCAAGCCAUCAAUCUCACAUGACCCUGGUGAACUUGAUGAUCUGCCCGCAGAAACGAAGCCCUCGAGUAAGGCAAAGACAGUCAAGCGCGGACGCAAGGGCAAAGCCAUCAAGCAAGGAGAGGCUGAGGAGGACACACACGACGCACACGAGGCUUCAGCAAGGGGCGAAGCGGAUCCAGAGACCACGAUCAGAACCACCGACGAGACCACCGACGAAACCAAGCCAAACGUCAACAGAGAAGAUCGGGCGCAGGCGCAAGAAGCAUACGGAGACACGAAUGCAGCAGACCCCGCUGGACGUCCCGAGCUAGAAGAGCCUGAUGUCGAUGCUGGAGGAGUGGAGGAUGAGCGAGAGGAAGCCAGCAAACCCACCAAAGCAGGAAAAGGCAAGAGGGGCCGCAAAAUCGCCAAGGGACGGGCAAAAUGA